Messenger RNA from Tetranychus urticae (two-spotted spider mite), 1027 nucleotides. Lineage: Eukaryota; Metazoa; Arthropoda; Arachnida; Trombidiformes; Tetranychidae. The record is from RefSeq and is a predicted model, not a curated record.
AGGUGAUUGGCCAGAUAGGAAGCCAUUUCCAAGCUAUCCGUUGAAUCAUGUUUAUUAUCAAACAGAGGAACCAAUUGAUGGAACUUGUUUGGACACAUUAUUUCCAAAUCUAAUGGUUGCCGACUUUUGUACGAAAUUCUGUAAAAAAGUAGGUUAUGAAGAUAUUGUUGCAUGGGUCAAAAAGAUAAAAUCUUUGAAAGGAAUAAUUGGCUCAUUCUAUAAAGGGGAUAAAUCAAUUUUCCAAUAUUGUGAUCAACUCGAAAUGGUAGCCACGAGGUUCGAAUGGUACAUUGAGCCGUGCUUAAAAAAGAAUGGUGCCGGCAUCAAACAAUUGGAAAUUGGGGGGUGUAGUCUAGAUACAUUCAUGGAAGAUGCCGAAUAUUUUCCAAAUCUUGAAAGACUGUUCAUUUUUCAUAGUGAAGACUGGCCAGCUGGCUACUACACAAAUGGUGCCAUAUUAAGCAGACUCAAAAUAGUUGGACUGUCCUUAAAUACUUAUAGUGAUUACAUUUAUCAUGGUUUCAAGUUCAUUAAUUCAUGUCCAAACUUACAAAGUGCACAUAUUAGAUUGUACUCUAAUCACAUUUUUGUUGAUGAAUCAAUGAAACACGAAUCUUUGCAAGAUUUGGUUUUACAAUUUUAUUCGGAUGAUUUCUGCUGGAAUCAAUUGAAAGAAUUGCUCAAGAAGUAUCCAAAUCUUAAACAUCUUGCACUGAGAGAAUUCAUUAGCCUGGAAAAUGAAACUGUGCUGCAAUUGGUUAACAUUUUACCCAAUUUAGUGUUAUUUGAUGCUCGUGGUUGUAUAAAAGUCACCCAGGAGGCUGCUAGUUAUGUCCAAGAUUAUAAUAGAUUACAUGGACGAUUAAUCAAGUUUUAUUUUGAUGGUAAUUAUCGUGAGAUUCAUUCAGACUGGCCUCAAUUGUCCACUAAGUGGGAAAUAAUAAGUCAAGGAUUUGAUUUCAUGAAACAUUGUUUUCUUAAAGAUUUUUAUGAUCUUCCUACUUUCUUGAUUCCCAGUGAAGACUAA